AUGUCCGCCGAUGGCUUAGAAGACGGUGAAAUCCAAUCAGAACAGUGGGUUUAUCGAUUAAUUGCGUUUAAUUGCCCGCUUCUCUCAGCGAAUCGUCUCCGCAACCAGACGAUAUCAACGAUGAGAUAAUCAUUGAUAAAAUCAUUCAAAAAGAGGUAGCUUUCAAAACAUUAUCUUCUAUUCAAUUGUGUGUUUCAGGAAAGAGCGUCCCGCAUGUCGCUGACUUCAACUGCUGCAAUUUCCGAGCCGAGACGCGGAAAGUCGCCCAAAAGGCAAACAAAAAAUUUCCGGAACGGUAAGACGAACGGAUCAAAAAACAUGCUCCACUCCCUAAUUUCAGAACGUAACGGCCGACACUCGACCUCCUCGAACGCCUCGAAACAGAGAGGAUCUUCUCCGAGAAGAAGUGCACCGGCGUCUACGUGGCAAGGUUCGUUUUUUUUUCUUCGAAAAUCAUUUCUCUUUUUACUCAUGAAGUACACACGCUGUCAAGGUCGCUAUUUCAUCGUUUGUGGCGAUGGUGAAAGUAAACGGAGCUCGGACUGCAACAGUAUCAUUUUCCAGGAAACAGCCGGCCCCUCCGCCCUUCACCAUCGGAAUCUGUCGUCUUUCCUCCUGCAACAGCGCCGGUGAGUCAUUCGAUCAAACGAAUCCAUCUUCAUGACUUUAUUCCAGGGAAUAACUCUAAACCCCGAUAUAGUGCGACUGCAGUCUCUUGUCAGCAACACUGGAACUUUUUUCCAACCGCACCGUCAGCAGCUUCACUUCUUCGCUCCGCCCCCGAUUCCUCCGCCUCUGAUCCCGUCAUUGAUGAGCCAAAUAAUUCCACCGUUGCUGCAAUCCAUCUCUCCGGAUCCUGUCCCUACUUAUCGUGGUGGAAACUACGAAGAAGUCAGAAUGGAGAUAACGAACGAGAGGACUACCCCCGAAGAGCCUCCUUUAUCGCCUCCGAGGGUCACUUUGCAACCACCGGUAAACAUCCCACUGCAAGUGCAGCUCCCUCCUCCGCCCCCUCCUCCAAAACAUUCUGUGAGCAUUCCCAAGCCGAUUGCCACCUCUACUCCAACUCCGACACCUACCGAGUCAGAUGAAAAUACUUUAAGAGAAUUACUUUUGCUGCAGAUGGAGUCCAAGAAGAGAAGUGCUCCACCAGCUAGCAAGACGUUUCCGGAGAAAAGUGUUCCGGCCAAGAAACAGAAGCCUGAUACUCUUUCCCCGAUCGCUGUUGCUCCGGCUCCUACCACAGCAAUCACAAAAACUGUCGUCCGCAAGGAACCGGUUCCGUGUAAACUAGCACCAACGCCUCUGAAAGUCUCGUCUACAACUUCUAUCGCUUCUCAUUCCGACAAGAGAAAAGAACUGAGGAACCAGAUAGACAAGGAAGAUCUAGAGAUCAUCUCGACAAAGAAUGACAUGCUUGCUGCUCGAGAUGAAAUUCGAGAAAUAUCGAAGAGACUUGAAGAAACGAAAGUGUCUCUGAAGAGCAAUCGUGAGAAGUUUCUGGCGGCACAAGCACGGAAGCGAGACCUGGAACGUCAGCUGGAUGACAUUGACAACGAAGAUUUGGAUAUUCUCUGCGAUGAAUCUGAGUGAGUUCGAAAAUGGGUUGAACAAGCAAGGAAAUUUCAUUACUAUAGAUUCGCGAACAUUUCAUUCAUCGUCAACAUCAAAUCUGAAACCGUACGUACACCGUUGCCAGAGCCUGAUUCAACGCCUGUUGAUCCACAAUGUCAACCAACAGCGAGUUCUGUCGAAGAAAAAGAAUCAAUGGAAAUUGAAAAAGACGUCGACGAACAAGAAAGUAGUAGCACCGAUGAUUCGGUCGGUGCGACUAUGGCUGGAGAUUCGGGUACGUUGAGAGCAACGAACGGCAGAAGAACGAAGGGCUGAUGCACGAUUUGUAGGGGACAACUUGGGGAUGCUGAUUGUCGGGUUGCUUGGGGAAGAUGAAUAAAGACAUAAGAAAAAAAAGACAUAGAACACACGCCGAACGGGUAAUGUUAAAGGGAAAACAAUUACAGAAGAGGAGCCUGAAGAGGAAAACGAACGGCUGGCAGACCGAGUACGCGCACUCUCUCAUUCUAGUCUCCUCGGGGCUGUUAUCAACUCUUCUGGUGAUGCUCUGAAUGAAAAUCUAGGCGAAUCAGGGCUCAACAAAGAGUUGAAUCUCAGAGAAAUACUCAUUGCAAAAUCGAAAUCGAAGUGAGUGAUCUUGUUGUCGAAUUAUACGCUAAUCGUCUGAUUACAGAGACAAUUCUGAAGCUCUCACUGUCGCCGUCACCGCCUCUCCAGUGGUUGUUCCAUCUGAACGUUCUGAAGCGUGUCGUGAUUUGCUGCUGAAAGUUUGCAAGUUUGAUCUCAACGGGCAGUGCACAAGAGGACGGGAUUGCAUAUAGUUAGUAGAUUACCCGGGUCCCCACGGAGCAUCAGAAGUCUUCUGAAGUUGCGUCUCUUGCGGGGAAAACCCACUCAAAUUAGCCGCCUUUUCUUUCACAGCCUCCACCUGCACGAGAUCAUCGACAAGGAGCGUCAAUAUCAGCUUCUCGAAGGAUUACUUCGGGAUGUGUUCGCCUACAACGAAGCCGAUAUAGGUCCCUCUUCGGUUCCCCUUAAAUUCGCUGGAUUUCUCUCACUCCUCUCUAAACCGUUCCUCUCGCAAUCUUGCUUAUUUUCAGAGCCGGCCAUCAACGAUGUGAUGCAAUAUCUUCCGACGUUGCGGGAAUACGAACACCUCAUUCAACACUUUCUCCAUGUUUCGAUUGUCAAGAAUCCGGAGCACAAAGGCAGGUUGUUCGCGUUUUACGCCCAUGGGCGCUCACAGAAUUGA
Molecule: messenger RNA, 2827 nt
Organism: Caenorhabditis sp. 36 PRJEB53466
Lineage: Eukaryota; Metazoa; Nematoda; Chromadorea; Rhabditida; Rhabditidae
Source: the annotation of a GenBank genome assembly